AUGGCCUCUCCGACCUCAAAGCGAGACGCGUCCAAGCUCCUUCUACCCGAGUGGGACCCUCUCCCAGUGAAGCACCUGCAUGCGUCGCACGACCUGAUCUCGCUCCUUCACCUCGAUGGGCUGUACAACACGUACGUCCGACCGUACUUCGACCCCGUACCAGAGACGGACGACGAGGCGCCUGGCGGCUCCUUGAAGCGCCCACGGAGGAAGCAGGGGCUGAGCAAAGGCUAUGUUGGGUUACUCGAGGACUGCAUCGACCCAAUGCCGCUCGGUACCAACGCGCAACCAUCCCUCCUCCCACUCGUACCCGAGUACUUGAGACCGGGCGAGGCCCACCCGUGGCAACCCGAGGAGAAUGCGAUGGGGCCCCUUGCCCUCCUCCCGCCCGAGGCCUUCGCGUCGGCACGCCUCGAGGUUGGCGUCAAGGUCGAUGGUUACGCACAAGGCGUCAAGCUCGGCGUCAAGGAGGCCGAGGAGAGGCGCGCGCGCAAGAAGGCGCGCAUGAGCCAGAGCGUAGCCCCCGACCUCCCCGACAUGCCCGGCACACCGGUGCCUGGUGUGCCCAAUCCUCCACCGCCAAAGGCGCGGACGCCAUUCAGUGUCCCACGCAAGCCUGUACAGAAGCCGCCGUUCCCGCGUGCCAGUGCGCCGCCUGGCCAGAGCGGUUUCCGCCCCGGUACGCCGGGCACACCCACUCCCCGGCCUGCGGGCCGAGCACCGGGCACACCAAGCGGCACGAAGCGGCCGGGCGAUGGCCCGUAUCCCACUGCGAAGAAGCGCGCGGUCGGAACGGGGAGCCGCAGCGCGAGCCCGAUGGGCGCGUCAUCCAGCAGCGGGAACGACGUGAGCGUCCGCGGCGUGUUCAAGCGCUAG
This is a messenger RNA of Cutaneotrichosporon cavernicola, 876 nucleotides long. RefSeq lists its product as uncharacterized. The coding region runs from base 1 to 876 and encodes 291 amino acids. NCBI's taxonomy places the organism in Eukaryota, Fungi, Basidiomycota, Tremellomycetes, Trichosporonales, Trichosporonaceae. The transcript has 3 exons. The record is from RefSeq and is a predicted model, not a curated record.